This is a messenger RNA of Loxodonta africana (African savanna elephant), 5865 nucleotides long. RefSeq names its product H1.6 linker histone, cluster member (gene H1-6). Gene Ontology annotation, molecular function: nucleosomal DNA binding; double-stranded DNA binding; structural constituent of chromatin. The transcript has a single exon. Gene Ontology annotation, biological process: negative regulation of DNA recombination; chromosome condensation; nucleosome assembly. NCBI's taxonomy places the organism in Eukaryota, Metazoa, Chordata, Mammalia, Proboscidea, Elephantidae. Bases 3144 to 3908 code for a protein of 254 amino acids. The record is from RefSeq and is a predicted model, not a curated record. Gene Ontology annotation, cellular component: euchromatin; nucleosome; nucleus.
AACCUACAUACGCAUCCUUAAAAAAUAUAUUGCUUGUUUUUACUUGCUUUUGGACUCCAUGUGAAUGAAAUUCUCUCCAUGCCCUUCUUUUUUUUUAGUCAUUAAGCACAUAAGUUCUGGAGUAAGUCUGCCUGGUGCCAAUCCCUGAGUUGUUGUAUACUAGCUGCUUAUAUUGCUCAAGUUACCCAAACUCUCUUUGCCUCAGUUCCCUCAGCUGUAAAGAGGGUAUUAAUAAUGCCACCUACGGAAAUAAUAGAUCCAGACAGUGGUUGCUCUUGAAACCCUUACGGAAAAGGCAGAUGGGAAACUUUUUAAUGGCUAGCUCAGGCUGACAAAAGUUGAACUCAUUUGCAACAUGAAAAAAAAGCAACAGGCAGAUAUGACAUUAGGGUUCAGGCAGCCGUAGGGUUCAGGCAGCCGUGAUCCCUCAGUUGCCUUUUGUGAGGUAGGAGCUAAAAGGCAAAGAAAACCACCAUUCAUCUCCUUGCGCCCUGGGAGGUCCUUGCUCCUUCCUUCAGUUCUGAACAAGAUUGGCUACAAUCAGGGAGAGGUGAACCCCCAAAUGGCUGGGGGUUCCACUCACAACACCUAGCCCCUCUGGUUGCCUCUCCCCAUUUUAUGCUGGUCAACACAAGCUGGGAACCAUGUGGCAUCUUGGAGGGGACUGGGUCCAGACCUUUGAACACUUGUCUCCUUUGAGGAAAUUAUUUCAUAUUUCUGCAGCUGAAGUUUCUCAUCUGCAAAAUGGAAUUGAUACUGCCUUAUAGACUUUCUGGGAACAUCAAAUGAAGAAAUAUGAGUAGUAGCCCGGGAAAGAAAAAAAAGAAAAGAAAAGCCUCUGAAAUUUGAACACUGGCCUAGCGCUCACAGCUAGGCCAUGUUAUUUCCGGUUGGACAUAAACAACCUCACUGAACAUCAAUAUCAAACAAGGUUACUCUGAGACCAUGAUUAAAUCAUGACCAUUUCAAAAUUUUGUGUAAAUACGGGCAAAAACAAGGUACUCUACUAUCCACAGAGCACCAAACAUCCCCCUCUUUAGACUAAAAUGAGUGACUCCUGCUUUAUUUAUUUAUUUAUUAACUAAUUACAGCUUUUUCCUCCCUGGGGUGCUAUGAGUUGCAAUCAACUCCACAGCAAGGGAUUUAGUCUGCCCUCAUUAGCUCUUUGACCUUGGUCAAAUCAUGUGAUUUUUCUAUGCCUCAGUUUCUUCAUCUAUACGAUGAGUUCCUUUUUGGGGGGCGGGGAGGCAAAAAAUGUAGGCCAGUGAUGAGACAGAAAAAAGCACUAUAUGUGUAUUUAUAUGUAUAAUAUGUAAUAUAUGUGUGUGAGAGAGAGAUGUGUUUUUAUGAUAUCUUUUUAGCUAUCUAAUGCAAAAUAUGACUCAUGGUUCUUUCUCUGGGUCUUAAAUUACAUAAUCUAAAAUUUUUUCUUAGUUCUUUAGUCAUAUGUUAUUUUUAAUGUCAUGGCAUAUGUUCUGUCAACCUGUAAAUACAAGGAUCCAACAGCCACAGAAGGGACCCCUAAGCCACUGACAUUUAAGGACACAAGUGCUCAGAGAGCCAUUAAGGGUCAGAGAAACCAAGCAAAUGUCAAAACAAGGUCACUCUCCUCAAGGUGAAAGAUUUUUCAAACUGAAGGUCACAGUCCAUUAGUGGAACGUGAAAUCAAUUUCAUGGUUUGCAACCAGCAUUUAAAAAAGUGAGACAGAACAAAAUAGAAUAUAUCACAGUACAGGCACCUAGGGUAGUAUUAUUUCCUGAAUUUUUGUUUCAGGUAUGUGUAUGUGUGUGUGACAGAGAGAGAGAGAGAGAGAGAAGCUUUUCUAUCUAACUUUACAAUCAGAAAAAGUUUGAAAGCCAGCAAUCUCAUCCUUCGGGUUCUGCUUCAGAAAUAUCUCAGACGCAGACUUGCUACUUUUCCAUGUGCUUUCAUUAAGCAAAGCCCUUGCCAUCCUGCAGAGAUUAUUGCAAGAGAUUCCCAACCUCUGACAUUGGGUCCUCUUCAGUAAUGAUCGUUUUUGCAAAAAACAUAUAGCCAAAACAACUACCACAACAACAAUACAACAAACUGUCUGUCCUUCAAAUCUUCUGGUGGCUCUUAGGUUUACAGAAUAACCAGGGAACUUCUCACCCAGGCAUAGGGGAAUCCUCACAAAAAAGUCAUGAGGGGGAUUUUCUCUGCUGAGACCUUGGGUUCUGGCCACACUGCAUCGCUCCCUCAGCAUCCUCCUGAAGGGCCCAGCUUUCAUGAGCAAACUCUUAUUUCCAGGCCCCCUCACAAAGGCCAGACCAAGGAGAAGCUCAGAGAAGCAUCCUGAGCACGAUCCCAACAACCUUUUCUCCACAGCUCUGCCACCCAACUCUUCUUAGAGCUGCAGGUUUGUGGUUCCACUGGGCUCUUCAGGGCAGGAUUCCUACCUGACAUUUUAUGUUGGGGGGUGUUGGGGGCGGGGGGACUGUAUUUGCGUAUCAGUCAGGAGAGAGGGGAGGAAACCGAAGUAAGGAAACCAGAAGCAGAACUCAGUUGAGGACACCAGCCAUGAGGGUGGCCUCAUUUUGGCCAAGCAGAUACCAUAUUGUGAGAUCCAUGUGACUUAACCUGUCCUUGAGGGUCUUCUACGAAGCCACAGGGUCUGGGGAGGAGCAUUAAUCACAGGAAAGUCGUGUGCCUUGUGGCUUAUGACUUCAUAGAUUGUGUUUGCCCAAAUACAUUCAUACCCUGAAGUUUUAGGCACUUCCACAAGCGUCUUCUAACUCUGCAAUGAGACGUGUAAGAAAUUUGUGUUACUUCCCUCACAUACAUAAAUAAAUUUCAAUAAAAUUUAGGGCGUGAAUAACUUAUUUUCUCCAUCAAGCGAAAGCCAACCAUUUGGAAGACCACUCAGAAGAGGUGAGAUAAACCUCCGGCUAAAUAUUACCUUUGAAUUUACAAGGAAAAGAGGAAGUUUCAUUCUCCGCCCUUAGAUUUUGCUGAAAAUCGAGAGCUUUAUCGAAUAGUUUUGACAUAAAGGGUUAUCUUUCACUAAAAGACAAUAAGGCAUGUGAAACCCGAGUCUCCAUGGAUCAUUUCAGUAGUGGAACUUUGGCGAUUCGGUGCUUAGGGGUUUUGUGGGAUUCAACUUUUGGGGGUAGAACAAACACAAAUGCUCCUCCUCCGAAGGGCGGGGGCGGUGCCUUGGAGAUGCACCAAUCACAGCGCGCCCUGCCCUAUAAAAGGCCCUGAGGCCCGCCUCGCUUUCACGCUUCUCACGGGUCAUUACAUCUUUGUCUGUCUUCGUGUUGCGAUGUCUGAGACCGCGCCUGCAGCUCCUGUUCCAGCCCCGAUGGAGAAGCUUCCAGCCAAGAAGAGAGGGAAGAAGCCUGUCGGCCUGACAGGUGCUAACCGCAAGGUUCCGAGCCCUUCGGUGUCUAAGUUGAUUAUCGAGACGCUGUCGGUGUCGCAGGAGCGAGCGGGCAUGUCUUUGGCUGCGCUCAAGAAGGCACUGGCGGCAGCUGGUUACGACGUAGAGAAGAACAACAGCCGCAUCAAGUUGGGCCUCAAAAGCUUGGUGAGCAAAGGGAUUUUGGUGCAGACCAAGGGCACCGGCGCUUCCGGCUCGUUCAAGCUCAGCAAGAAGGCGGCUCCAGAGCCCAAGGGCAGAGUCAAGAAGUCCGCCUCUGGUAAGGCCAAGAAGCUGGCUUUGUCGAGAGACCCGAAGUCUAAAAAGAGUGCCAAAUCCAACAAAGUCAAGAAACCAAGGGCAGCAGGAGUUAAGAAAGCUGCCAGAAGUGUGAGGAAGGCUAAGGGCACCAAGGUCAAGCAGCAGCGGAAGAGCCCACCGAAGGCCCGAACAGGGAAGCUUAAGGCCGGGAAGCCCAAGGUGACCCAGCAGAAAAUAAAUCCCAGGAAGGCAGCAUCGAAGAAGUGAGAAGCAUUGAGAGACUAGUUUUCAAAGAACCCAAAGGCUCUUUUAAGAGCCACCCAAAUAUUUCUAAAACGGUGUGACACUGGAAAUUUCUAGUUUAUGGAGCCAAGUGGGGCCUCUAGGUCAGUGUCGUGGGUCUCCUUACAAAAACAAGUGUAGUUAUAUUUGAAGUGAAACAAAAGGUAAUUUAGACACAGUAAGAACCAAAAAGCCAAACCCAUUGUGGUUGAUAGAAUCAAUCCAAAAAAUACUAAGUUUCACUGCUUAGGCUAUUAGAGGGCCCAGGGACUUGGCCUAUGUAUAAGCUAGACUGCGUUUCUGGAAAUGACUAGUGUGAGGAAGGGAUAAAGUUCAGCUCAGCUACCGAAUCCUUAGACAUCUAUCCAUAGAAAUCUAUGGAGAUAGAUGUCUAGAUUGAUAGGUAUCUAGAUAGAUAAUCGGUAUAUACCUAGACACACACCUAGAUAGGUAGCUAGAUACACAGCCCUGGUGGCGCAGUGUUUGAGAGCUCUGGCUGCUAACUGAAAGAUUGGCAGUUCGAAUCCAACAGAUGCUCCUUGGAAACCCCAUGGGCGUAGUUCUACUCUGUCCUACAUUGUUGCUGUGAGUUGGAAUGGACUCCAUGGCCAAUGGGUUUUAGACACAAUUUUUUUUAACAGCAAGUGGUAUGUCCCAAUUUGUUCUUUUACAUCACCCUAUAUCUUUUUUUUCUUUUAUGGAGUACCUAUUUGCACACAUAAGGUCGCCUGCCAUGAGUCGGCAUCUACUGUAGGAUACCAACCAGGCUUUCUUAGUCCAGUGUACAGUGACUUCCAAGAGGACAAUAAUUAGAAAUGGGAUGUCUCUGAAUUUGGAUUAGGAGGAAAAAAAAAUUACCUCUGUUUUUACUAACCUCUAACAAAUUUAGCAUUUCCUUCCAUUAUCUGCUAUAAACUAAACGAUAGAAAAUAUUUUCAGUUUACUAUUGUUGCAAGAAUCUUGAAAUAGUGUUUAUCCUCACUGCUAUUUCCAAAGUGUGGUGGUAAUUAGAUGCUAUUAUUUUAUUAACAAGUUUGUAUAUCACUGUCUGAAUUUUUUAAAAAAGUUUUACUAUUUUAACACAUUUAGUUUAAUACAAUUUUGAUCCUAUGUAUUUUAUUUGUGAAAAGAGCCUAUAGCUUUGACCAAGCCGCCAGGGCUCUCCACAGGGCGAACCCAAAACUUUCAUGGAAAUUUUGGGGUCGGUACAGUUGACAGGACCUGAAUGAAACUCCUAAAAAAUCAUGAAACAGGCAUGUUAAGAAACCCUCAGGGUCCGGGUUGAAGUACCUUUCCCUUUUAAACAACAUUUAUUUUGAAAUUUCACUUAACAUUCUUAGAGAUCAUCCUAAAUGUUAAAUCCACACUAAUGUUGUUAGGUGCCUUGGAAUAGACUUCGACUCAUAGUAAGCGCAUGUGACAAAGCAGAACUGCCCUUCAGGGUUUCCUAGGCUGUAAUCUGCAUCGGCGUUCUGGUGUUGAAGUGGUUAAGCGCUUUUCUGCUAAUAGAGAGGUUGGAGGUUUGAAUCCAUCAGACAGCCUUCUCAAGAGCGAAGGAUGUUGCAAUCCGCUUCCCUAAAAAUUUGGUCACUAUUUGAGUCGGGAUGGACUCGAAAGCAACGUUUUUUUUUUUUUUUUUUUGGUUUAAUCCAUACCGGAGCAAAUCGCCACUGAGCAGCUGAGUGGGUUUGAACCGCCAACUUUCAGGCACAGUUCCGCCACCAGAGCUCUUUACACUAAUGUUGCUAAUAUUAUUUUGGGCCUUAGUAUUCGGGGUGCCUUUGAAAGAGCCCAGUGCAACGCUAAGCAGGGCAUUUUUAUAUGUGGUUCGCCAGGGCCUGGCCUUUAUGAAGGGCUCGUUGGUAUAAAUGGGCUGCUUGGAAAAAAAAAAAAAAAUUAAACCGUGUCCUAAAAUGGAAGGGAAAAUUAUGACUUUAAUUUU